This is a messenger RNA of Fulvia fulva, 936 nucleotides long. RefSeq names its product Succinate dehydrogenase assembly factor 2, mitochondrial. Gene Ontology annotation, cellular component: mitochondrion. NCBI's taxonomy places the organism in Eukaryota, Fungi, Ascomycota, Dothideomycetes, Mycosphaerellales, Mycosphaerellaceae. Bases 1 to 936 code for a protein of 311 amino acids. The record is from RefSeq and is a predicted model, not a curated record. Gene Ontology annotation, biological process: mitochondrial respiratory chain complex II assembly; mitochondrial electron transport, succinate to ubiquinone; tricarboxylic acid cycle. The transcript is spliced from 2 exons.
AUGUCUUCAGCGCGCGUGCUGCUGCGAUCGAGCCGUUUGGCCCUUCGCUCCAAUGCCCGCACUUUCGUCUCAACCACAUCACGAUUCGCAGUGCCCAUGAGCGAGCGAAUGAACGACACAGCCGAAGAAUACAGACGAUACAUGAAAGAGAAGCCUCUCAAUCCGCAUCUCACCAACACAAACUCCACCAUCGCCAACGAGUUCCCCAGCAUCGGCGAAGAUGGCCCACCACCCGAGCUCAUCACCAGCGUCGACCCAAACUUCACACCCAAGGACUCCACCCCGUCCAACACCGAGAAGAUGACGGGCGGCACCCAAGACCCAGCCCCCAAAUCCGGCCCCAACUCCGACCUAGAUGUAGGUGAAAUCGAAGGCGGCUCCUUCAGAGUUGAGCCCCUCCGCCGCACCGGCGAGGACGCCAACACAAUGCGUGCCCGUCUCCUCUAUCAAAGCCGCAAAAGAGGCACGCUAGAAUCCGAUCUCCUCUGCUCCACCUUCGCCAACGACAACCUCGCUACAAUGUCCCUUCACCAACUCCAACAAUACGACCUGUUCCUCGACGAGAACGAUUGGGAUAUCUACUACUGGGCCACGCAAGAACCCACCCCGACGACAAUGGCGUAUGCAGAAGGGGCGGGACCUGGUAUGGCAUCGCCUGAAGCGCAAGGGAUGGACAUCACACCGAACGAAGAUCCUAAGAUAAACAAGCCAGCAAAGGGCGAGUGGGCGCAGACUGUAGGGACGUUCAAGCCUGCGUAUAGACCCGUACCGCAGAGGUGGAAGAACAGUGAGAUCCUGAGCUUGUUGAGGAAGCAUGUCAUUGACCGCAGUGCUGGGGGUGUGGAGAUUACUGGUGAGGGUGGAGCGCCUAAGGUUCAUCAUCCCAAGGGAGGAGGUCUGGGUUUCAUGCCCGAACUCAAGAACUUUGACCAGUAA